Cannabis sativa is the source of this 2940-nucleotide messenger RNA. RefSeq lists its product as uncharacterized. NCBI's taxonomy places the organism in Eukaryota, Viridiplantae, Streptophyta, Magnoliopsida, Rosales, Cannabaceae. Gene Ontology annotation, molecular function: mRNA guanylyltransferase activity; protein tyrosine/serine/threonine phosphatase activity; ATP binding. The coding region runs from base 423 to 2483 and encodes 686 amino acids. Gene Ontology annotation, biological process: protein dephosphorylation; 7-methylguanosine mRNA capping. The transcript is spliced from 19 exons. The record is from RefSeq and is a predicted model, not a curated record.
UUCAUUACUCAUCGUCACCGCUACCACUAGCUUAUUACAUUUUCACCCUCUUCUUCUCUCACAACAAAAAAAAAAAAUUCACCUAUAUAUAUUUGAUAUUUUUUUUUUCAACAUUAAAAAAAAAAAAAACCUCCAUAUCGAAUCGGUUUCGCACACAGCUUCCCAGUUGCGAGGAACGAAGGAAGGUACUUACAGUAUCGCCUGUAGCUGUAGGGUUUCGUGUUCGUUUCUCCCGUCUCAAAUCACCUCCGAAGCAGACAUCGAAGAAGAACGAGAGCCUUUCUUUGAUUGUUCUCAAUUUUUUUAAAGAUCGUACGUUACGUCUUGCUUGAUUUGGGUUUUUGUUUACUCGGUUGGCUUGGCGCGCGGAUCGUUGUUUUUGUUAAUUCUGACACGUUUCCAUGAGGUGAUACAUAUUAUGAAUGAUCGUUGCGAUGGACUUAAAUGCCUCACCAAUACCUGAAGACGAUGAAGACGUUUAUGCUAGUCAUGUAGAAGAAUAUAGUGCACCCGAUGAACGUGUGGAGUCUGCUGUUGAUAUUGCACGUCGGGAGCGUGAAGAAAGACGCAUGCGAUUAAAAAGAGAGCGUGUAGAUGACAGGCCUAUGCAAACAUCUCAACCAUCUUACCAUGACCAGUCAGUCCAAGCAAAAACACAAAAAGUUUAUGAUAAGAGCAAGCUUCCCCCUGGUUGGAUUGACUGCCCUCCCGCUGGUAAAGAAAUAUGUUGCAUGAUACCUUCUAAGGUUCCACUUGGUGAAGCAUAUCAUGAUUGUAUUCAACCUGGAAAACGAUACUCGUUCAAACAAGUGAUUCAUCAACAGAGGGUGUUAGGAAGAAAGCUUGGUUUAGUGAUUGAUUUGACCAAUACAUCUCGCUACUAUCAAACAACGGAUCUGAAGAAAGAGGGUAUUAAGCAUGUUAAGAUUCAAUGCAGGGGGAGGGGCUCUGCACCUGACAAUCAGUCUGUCAACCAGUUUGUCCAUGAGGUUUCACAAUUCAUUUCCCGUCAAAAACACUCAAAGAAGUACAUACUUGUUCAUUGCACACAUGGGCACAAUCGGACAGGUUAUAUGAUUGUCCAUUUCCUUAUGCGUUCCCAACCAUACUCUGUCAGUGAGGCAAUAGCAACUUUUGCUGAGGCACGCCCUCCAGGCAUCUAUAAACCUGACUAUAUUGAUGCACUUUACACCUUUUAUCAUGAAAGGAGGCCCGAAAAACUCAUGUGUCCUCCGACUCCAGAAUGGAAGCAUUCUUGUGAUCUUGAUCUUAAUGGGGAAGCAUUGGCCGAUGAUGAUGAUGAUGAUGGAGUCCCCACUGCUUCUGUUGAGGAGACUCAGGAGGUAGACACGGUGAUGUCAAAUGAUGAUGUUUUAGGGGAUGAGAUACCUUGGGACCAGCAAGAAUCACUGCGGCAUUUCUGUUACCAAUCUCUUAAGUUGGGUGGUGGUGGGAUAAGAGGGAACUCUCAGUUUCCAGGGUCACAUCCAGUGUCUCUUAACAGGGAUAACUUACAACUGCUGAGGCAACGAUAUUACUAUGCAACCUGGAAAGCUGAUGGGACACGAUAUAUGAUGUUAAUAAACGUUGAUGGAUGCUACUUGAUUGAUAGAAGUUUCAACUUUAGAAGGGUUCAGAUGAGAUUUCCUUGCAAAUCUACAAACGAAGCAUUAGGUGAAAGGAUGCCAACCCACCACUUCACAUUACUUGAUGGGGAGAUGAUUAUUGAUACUCUGCCAGAUUCAAAUAAGCAGGAGAGAAGAUAUCUUAUUUAUGAUAUGAUAGCGAUUAAUCAAGUGUCUGUGAUAGAGCGACCUUUCUAUGAAAGAUGGAAAAUGCUUGAAAAAGAAAUCAUUGAUCCUCGUAAUCAUGAACGCCAAAGUAUAUAUCAGAGUAGGAAUCCUUCAUAUAGAUAUGACCUGGAACCAUUCAGGGUUAGAAGAAAGGAUUUUUGGUUGCUGUCCACUGUUACAAAGCUUUUACAGGAUUUCAUUCCUAGGCUAUCUCAUGAUGCCGAUGGUCUUAUAUUUCAGGGUUGGGAUGAUCCAUAUAUUCCCCGUACUCAUGAAGGUCUGUUGAAGUGGAAAUAUCCUGAAAUGAACUCAGUUGACUUUCUUUUUGAGGUUGAUGGUGAAGGCCGACAGUUACUUUUUCUUUACGAGCGUGGGAAGAAGAAACUGAUGGAUGGAAACAAAGUUGCAUAUAAAGAGGGUGCAGACCCGGCUUCUUACUCUGGAAAGAUUAUAGAGUGUUCUUGGGAUUCUGAAGCACAAGUGUGGAACUGUAUGCGAGUUAGGGUCGACAAAAAUACGCCAAAUGAUUUCAACACUUACAAAAAGGUUAUGCGGAGUAUAAGGGACAACAUAACAACUGAAGUAUUGUUGAGCGAGAUAAAUGAGAUCAUUCGCCUGCCUAUGUAUGCAGAUAGGAUUCGAAAUGAUAGUAAAGCUCACCAGCACUCAAAUUCAGCAAGGAGGAGGUAAAGAGAGAGAGAGUGAGAGCGAGACGAACCAAAUUCCUUUCAGAUAAGAAAGUGUUGUAUUUUGGUGUUGAGUUGGGUUUUGUCUCCGGCAUUGUCAAUAGAUGACUCUCAAGAGUUAAUUUAUCGUGUAAUUAGCUACACCUAGCUAUUAUUUUGUAGGGGAGUGUGUUGGCUGGUGAAUUGUACGAUCCAGCUGGUACCUUUGGUUAGUCCUCACAAUCAAGAGCUUUCUCUUUUAUUUGUAUGACUCUUCUGUUCUCUGGUAGCUAAUCUUAGAAAUCAAGCUGUUUAGAAUUAGGCCCUCGAUUGUAUAUUAAUUAUUAUUAUAUAUUAGCUGUUAUUUGUAAGUUGGUUUAAAGUAGGGCAUUUUUUUUUCUUAUUAUCAUUGCACAUCAAGUUUUCCCUAGUUUGUCUUCUAAAUUUAAUGUGAAUAUAUGACUUGAAAAUACUGUGAACAA